GGAUCGGUAGCCUUCCGUAGAAAUAGAGCUACGGGCAGCCUGCGUUGGGUGUUAUCGAGGGGGACGUUUGCGGAGGAUAGGUGUUGUUUGGGGUAGUUAAAAACUUUAUAUUUCAAUUAGUGAUUACAAAUACCCGCAUCAUCAUCCGUUGGAGCCAGCCUUCAGGCUACUUUUGUCCGAAAACUGGAUUAGUACGACGGUAGAAUGUUGUUUUCAAUCGAUUAGUUGUGGAGGAUCUCGUGAAACUCCUCAAUCGUAGCUCUUACGGCUCUUACAAAGAAAUAAGCUGUAGGUUGUCUGUCAAUAUUUACGGUUAAGUUUCAUGAAUUAUACUGUUUUCUUGCGAAUGUUGCAUCGCUAGAUAACUUACAUGAAGAUGAUAAUACAGGAGCCUGUUCAGGCUGCAAUUUGGCACUGCCUGAACCACUAUGCAUACUCAGAUGCAACGUUCCUGGCAGAAAGGCUGUGUGCUGAAGUACAAUCUGAUGAGUCGGUGCACCUGCUGGCCACCUGCUACUACCGCUCCGGCCGGCCGGGCCAGGCGCACACACUGCUCCACUCGCGCCAGCCGCGGCUGCCGGCCGCCCGCUACCUGCUGGCGCUCUGCUGCUUCGAGCUGGACCGGCUGGCCGAGGCCGAGUCGAUCCUCAGCGGCGGCAGCAUCCUCAAGCCCAAGGGCCACGACGACGUGAGCGGCGAGUUCGGCGACUCGGCCAGCCUGGCGCUGCGGCUGCUGGCGCGCAUCUACAUCCGCACCGAGCGCAAGGCCAAGGCCGCCGAGGCCUGCAAGAAGUCGCUCAAGCUGAACCCGUUCCUGUGGAGCGCGUUCGUGGACCUGUGUAACCUGGGCGAGAGCGUGGACAGUGCCAAGGUGUUCACCACCGCCGGCCUGGACAGCUUCGCCAUGUGCCAGGGCCCGGCUGGCGGCGGCCCCGGCACCGAGCCGGCACCGCAGCAGCACCACGCGCCGGCCCCGCACGGCGUCGGUCACGUGACCAACGUCAACAUCACCAGCACGCCGUACCAGACGCCGGUGACCGCGCUGGGCGGCGGCGCGCUGCCGCCCGGCUGCGGACUCACCGUCUCCAAGGCGACGCCCGACUCGGAGAAGGACGCGGUGCGCGGCAAACAGGCGCUCUUCCGGUCGCAGCUCAACUCGACGGUCGGCUCGCCCUACUCGCCCAGUUUCGGGUUUCUGCCGCUGGACACGCCCAGUCCCGGCGGAGAGUCGCUGCCGCUCGGCCUCCUCAGCUCGUCCCCGGCGCUGACCAACAACGCCGAGACGCACGACACCAAGCCGGGCUUCGGACGGCGGGUGCUGAACCGUAAGGACCGGGCGAUGCUCGGGCUGAGCGGCAGCUCGGUGAAGGAGAACAACAAGGCCAACCGGCUGGUGACGCCCAAGUCGCCCUCCCGCAAGAUCAAGACGCGCUCCUCCAAGACGGCGCUGACCACGCCCAACUUCAACGAGCUGAACGAGAAGAACAGGUCGGAGAGGCAGCUCAAGUCUGAGCCGCGCGGCCGGCCCGGCAGCGAGACCAUCACCAGCGCGGCCGACGCCAAGCCGCUGACGGGCCAGCAGCUGCAGGUGGCCGCGCUCACCAUCCAGCGCGGAUCGGCCGAGGGUCUGAUGAGCCUGCUGCGUGACGUGGGCGCCGCCUACCAGCAGCUGAGCCAGUUCAGCUGCCGGCGCGCCGUCGACCUGCUCUCGGCGCUGCCCGCCCACCAGUUCGACACCGGCUGGGUGCUCUCCAUGCUCGGAAAGGCGCACUUCGAGCUCAACGACUACAAGCAGGCGGUCAGGUACUUCCAGAUGGUGCGUGAGCGCGAGCCGUACCGACUGGAGACGAUGGAGUACUACAGCACGGCGCUGUGGCACCUGCAGCGCGAGGUGGAACUCUCGGCGCUGGCACAGGACCUGCUGGACCACGGCCGACACUCUGCCGAGGUCUGGUGCGCCGCCGGCAACUGCUUCUCGCUACAGAAGGAGCACGAGACGGCCAUUCGGUUCUUCACCCGCGCCGUGCAGGUGACGCCCCAGUUCGCCUACGGGCACACACUGCUGGGCCACGAGUACGUGAUGACCGAGGAGCUGGAGAAGGCGCUCACCUGCUUCCGCAGGGCGGUCAGCAUCGACCCGCGGCACUACAACGCCUGGUACGGCAUCGGCAUGAUCUUCUACAAGCAGGAGCGCUACACGAUGGCCGAGAUGUACUUCAAGAACGCGCUGGACAUUAACCCGCAGAGCUCCGUGCUCAUGUGCCAUGUCGGCGUGGUGCAGCACAACCUGCAGAAGACGGACGCGGCGCUGCUGACGCUCAACAGAGCGAUCGCGCUCGACCCGGCCAACCCGCUGUGCAAGUUCCACCGCGCGUCGGUGUUCCUCAGCUCGGAGCGGCUGCAGGAGGCGCUCGACGAGCUGCUCCAGCUCAAACAGAUGGUGCCCAACGAGAGCCUCGUCUUCUUCCUGCUCGGAAAGGUGCACGAGAAGAUGGGCCACGCGCACCUGGCACGCAUGCACUUCUCGUGGGCGAUGGACCUCGACCCGAAGGGCGCCAACAAUCAGCUGAAGGAGGCCAUCGAGCCGGCCAUCAGCCGGGGGCCGGCCGACGACGACAAAACAGCGGGCGAGGCCGGCGUGCUGGGCGACUCGUCCUUCCUGCCGGCCGACAUGACCGCCACGCCGGAGGCCGCCGAGCCCUUCCAGCCGAUACAGGCCAUGGAGAGCGACGAGAGCUUGUAACGCUCCGGCUCGCCUAGAUAACCAAUUGCCGCCGCCGCCGGCGGGUGUCCCAGGGUGGAGUAGGCAAUAGAGCGGCGGCGCGCGGUGCCUCCCGCCGCCGGCUGCCGGCCAGCGCGUCACUGCCUGCGGGUCGUGUGAGGACGGACGGACGGACGGACGGACGGACGGCGCCCCGCGAGCAGCAAUUAUCAGAUCGGAUGUGAGCCGCACCGAAUAUGACGUCCUUAGCGCUUGGAUAGAGUGAAUGUGGCAGAUAAUUGGUGUCUCUCCCGCGCACAGGCGUGUCGCAUGCGCGGCCGGCGGCCCUCCGGCCGGGACGGUGGGGGCCGCGCUUUCACCGGCUGCUCGUGCCGCGCGCUGUUCAUGGCCCACUCGCAGACUCUGUGUCUGCGGCGCGCGCGCUUCCCUGUGCUCUGUCUAACACCCGGUAGCCUACGUCGCUGUGGCGGCGGGGAGGGCGGCCCGCGGCGCCCGGUCUCCCCCGACGCGGAGAUCGAGACUGUAAUGGGCUGAUGUGUGACGAUUUAAUCACGUACUCCAGCCCGCCUAUUUGUAAGGAGGGUAGUGCUCUGAGUGUUGCGCAACAGUCAUAUCUCAACAUAUACGUGAGCGUAGCCGUGAAGCCUGGAUACAUAAACGGAUGCCGAAGUUA
Messenger RNA from Amphibalanus amphitrite, 3395 nucleotides. It is a transcript of the gene Cdc27, whose product is annotated as cell division cycle protein 27 homolog. The transcript has 14 exons. The record is from RefSeq and is a predicted model, not a curated record. Gene Ontology annotation, molecular function: protein binding. Bases 371 to 2743 code for a protein of 790 amino acids. Gene Ontology annotation, biological process: cell division. NCBI's taxonomy places the organism in Eukaryota, Metazoa, Arthropoda, Thecostraca, Balanomorpha, Balanidae.